GAGAGGAGGAGAAGGAGGAAAGGCCUGGACCCCCUUUUCCCCCCUUUGAGAGGAGCAGAGGGGGAGGAGCGCCAAGGAGGGUCUACGAGCGGCGUUAUGAGCCAUACGCCGGUCUGAAUGAAGCAGAGGAUUGUGGGAUACUUCACGGCUGCGAGAACGGCAGGUGUAUCCGCGUCGCCGAGGGUUACACCUGCGACUGUUACCAAGGAUACGAACUGGACAUGACCUCAAUGACAUGUAUAGAUAUAAACGAGUGUGAGGACGGCGGCGUGGACUACCCGUGUGUGAACUCUCGCUGCGUGAACACGGACGGUUCGUUCCGCUGCGUCUGCAGGAGAGGAUACGUGAUGUCACGCAGACCCAACCACUGCGUCGCCGCGUAGAGAAACGGACCGUAAAGAAACAACAGCACUAUACAGAGCUGAAGGACGUCCUAUUUUCUGUGUUGGUCCCUGAAGGCAGCAUCGGCCUGGGAUUUCUCCUUUUGAUUCUGGAUUAUUGCAGAAAAUAUUCUCAACGUUUUUGAUACUUACCACAUUUUUUGAAGUAUAAAGCCAACGUUAGGCUAUAAAGGAACUACAGCACGGUCACAUGACUUCACGUCACCACCGCUAAGCUAAAGGCGGCUAAUG
Notothenia coriiceps (black rockcod) is the source of this 632-nucleotide messenger RNA. RefSeq names its product latent-transforming growth factor beta-binding protein 4-like. NCBI's taxonomy places the organism in Eukaryota, Metazoa, Chordata, Actinopteri, Perciformes, Nototheniidae. The record is from RefSeq and is a predicted model, not a curated record. Gene Ontology annotation, molecular function: calcium ion binding. The transcript has 4 exons. The annotation marks the transcript as partial.